Rhopalosiphum maidis (corn leaf aphid) is the source of this 5602-nucleotide messenger RNA. It is a transcript of the gene gek, whose product is annotated as serine/threonine-protein kinase Genghis Khan. Gene Ontology annotation, molecular function: protein serine/threonine kinase activity; ATP binding. Gene Ontology annotation, biological process: peptidyl-threonine phosphorylation; actomyosin structure organization. NCBI's taxonomy places the organism in Eukaryota, Metazoa, Arthropoda, Insecta, Hemiptera, Aphididae. Gene Ontology annotation, cellular component: cytoskeleton; cytoplasm. The record is from RefSeq and is a predicted model, not a curated record.
AAACGUUCGUGAUACCGCGGGUAACGAAAUAAGAAAAAAAACUAGGUAUUCUUCAGUGGCUAACACCGAGCUCCGGACGACGGAGGUAAUUAACAAAUUACCAAAACAGGAAAUACGCGACGAAAGAAACGUAAAAGAAAAGACGUUGCGCGGCUGUUACACGUGCGUCGAAUUGUUGAUCCUAUCAGUCGUGAUGGACGCAUCGGGUGACUGGUCAGUCGGUCUCGGGAUGGCGCGGGGUACCUGAAUACAUUGACGUCGUCCGAGGCACUGCAUACAACGUACUGAUCGCAAACAACAGUAUAAUAAUUAAUUCCGAUUUUUUAGUUGCCAAGUCACGGGAAUGCCAUGUCGGAAGUUGUGACUGAUAUAAAACUUUUAUCAGGCGAUAAUCGACUGAGACAGUUGGAAGCAUUAUUUUUAGGAGGUCCAAUACAAGGACAAGGAAAAUGCUUCAGUAUUGAAACCCUUUUAGAUGUCUUGCUUGUAUUAUAUGAUGAAUGUAAUAAUUCAUCGUUACGCAGAGAAAAGACUGUAUCUGAUUUUAUAGAAUUUGUAAAACCUGUGGCAUUAUGUGUUAAGUCAUUGCGUUUGACUAGAGAUGAUUUUGAGACCAUCAAAGUAAUUGGCCGUGGGGCUUUUGGAGAAGUAUGUGUUGUACAUAUGAAAGGAACAGAUAAAGUAUAUGCUAUGAAAAUUCUUAAUAAAUGGGAGAUGCUUAAAAGAGCUGAAACAGCAUGUUUUCAAGAAGAAAGAGAUGUUUUGGUGUAUGGUGAUCGUAGAUGGAUAACUAACUUACAUUAUGCUUUUCAAGAUGAAACAAACUUGUAUCUUGUUAUGGAUUAUUAUUGCGGAGGAGAUUUAUUGACUUUAUUGAGCAAAUUUUUUGAUCGCCUUCCUGAAGACAUGGCUAGAUUUUAUAUUGCUGAAAUGAUAUUAGCAAUUAAUUCAAUUCAUGAUUUACAUUAUGUUCAUAGAGAUAUUAAGCCUGAUAAUGUAUUAUUGGAUGCUAAUGGUCAUAUACGUUUGGCUGAUUUUGGAUCAUGCUUAAAAGUGGGUUCAAAUGGUUUUGUUGAAAGCAAUGUUGCUGUUGGCACACCAGAUUAUAUAUCUCCUGAAAUAUUACAAGCUAUUGAAGAUGGACAAGGUUGUUAUGGACGAGAAUGUGAUUGGUGGUCAUUGGGAGUAUGUAUGUACGAAAUGAUUUAUGGAGAAACUCCAUUUUAUGCUGAAUCUCUUGUACAUACUUAUGCUAAAAUAAUGAAUCACAAGAAUUGUUUUGAUUUCCCAAAUGAUCAAGAAGUACAAGUUUCCGAAGAAGCAAAAGAUUUAAUGAAAAAACUCAUUUGUAGUGCUGAACAAAGAUUAGGACAAACUGGCAUCAAUGACUUCAAAGAACAUAAUUGGUUUAUUGGUGUAGAUUGGGAUACUAUUAGAGACAGUGUAGCGCCAUAUAUUCCUGAAGUGUCUAGUCCAACUGAUACCAGCCAUUUUGAUGUUGAAGAAAUUGAUAUUAAAACUGAUAUAUUUCCUCCUACUCCUUCAAAUCCUAUAUUUUCUGCUCUACAUUUACCUUUUAUUGGUUUUACUUUUACUCAAAAUAGCUUUGUAUCAGAUCUUGGAUCUAUUGGAAAGUCACUUUCAUCGGGAAAAACAACUAAAAGAAUGCGAUCUCAAGAAGGAAAAAGUGAAGUAGAAGAUUCCGAAGAUCAAUUAAAAAAAUAUAAAGAAAAUAAAAAAAUUCAUAAUGCUUCUUUUAGUGAUGAAAAUGAAUUGGAUAUUAUAAUAAAAAAAUUUCAACAAGAAAAAGAAGAACUCCAAAAAGAAAAACAAGAAACACAAGAAAAAUUAAAAGCUCAAGAAAUAGAAUUAAUGGAUGCCAUGGGACAAAAGAAUAAUGCUAUGACUGAAUAUGGUCAUGUUACUAAUAAGUUAUCUGAACUCAGACAACAUAAACAAAAGCUCUCUAGGCUUGUUAGAGAUAAAGAGGAAGAAUUAGAAGAGGCUAUGUCAAAAAUAGAUAUAUUACGUCAAGAAGUUCGUCGUUCAGAAAAAGUUCGUAGAGAACUUGAAAGUCGAUUAGAAGAAUCUAUAGCUGAAGUUAUUAAUGAACGUAAACUGCGUGAAAAAAAUGAAGAAAUGUACCAUCAAUAUAAGAGUGAAAUUGAACGAUCUAAUCCACCGUCAUUUGCUAGCAAUAAUUUUGAAACUAAUGAAAAUGCUAACCAAAGAGCAAUGCAAGAAAUAAUUCGAUUGAAAGGAGAGAUUGAACGGUUAGAAGUAGAAUAUAAUGAAAAUAUCAGCAAGGAACAAGCAAAAUAUAAUUUGGAUACUAACAAAUUGAAAGAUCAAAUAUUUGAAAAUGAAGUUAUUCAAAAGUCUUUAGAAAAAGAAAAAAAAGAAAGUAAUGAAAUAAUCCGUUCAAUUGAAUUUGAACAUAAAAGAUUGAAAGAUGAAUUACAUGUAAAAAAACAGACUAUUAAUCAAUUAGAAUCUCAAAUAUCAGACAUAAUUCAAUGGAUUAGUGAUGAAAAAGAUGCUAGAGGAUAUUUGCAAGUUUUGGCAGCAAAAAUGAAAGAAGAAUUAGAAUAUUUAAAACAGUGUCCAAAUAAUAAUGGCCAAUCAGCUUUAGAUAAUAGUUGGAGAAAUAGAAGAAGCCAAAAACUUGAUAAAAUGGAACUUUUAAACCUUCAAAGUUCAUUGCAGUCAGAAAUUCAAGCUAAGCAAUCAAUAGGUGAAGAGUUAAGCAAGACUCGAUCAGAAUUAAUUGCAAUGCAAAAAGAAUUAAGAGAUUUUCAUCAGCGGUAUGAAUCUUUGGUAUAUAAUAUGAAAGAUAAAGAUGACAUGAUAAAGGAAUUACAAAAUCAGCUAGAUGCCAGACAAUCCUUUUUAGGUCAAUCUUCAUGUUCACCACUAUCCUAUUUAGAUCACUUUUUAAAUGAAUCUGCAACUGGAAAUAGUAAUAAAUCUAAUUUAAAUGAUAGUAUUGAUAGUUAUGACAGAAGUUUUGAUGACAAUAAAGCACUGUCAAUUAGAAAGUCUAGCUUUUCAGAUUUCAAUAACACAAACCCUAACAGUUUAAUUUCUGAAAAAGGAAAAUGUCAUCAGUUUGUAGUUCGAACAUUUUCUUCUCCAACUAAAUGCAACCAUUGUACAUCAUUGAUGGUUGGUCUUGUUCGGCAAGGUGUAAUAUGUGAGGUGUGUGGAUUUGUGUGCCACACCAUUUGUUCAGAUAAAGUACCAUUGCUUUGUCCAGUGCCACCUGAUCAAACAAAACGACCAUUAGGAAUAGAUCCCACACGAGGUAUAGGUACUGCUUAUGAAGGUUAUGUCAAAGUGCCAAGAUCUGGUGGUGUUAAAAAAGGAUGGGUGAGACAGUUUGUGGUAGUGUGCGAUUUCAAAUUAUUUCUUUAUGACAUUUCGCAAGAUCGAAAUGCUUUACCUGCAGUAACUGUAUCUCAAGUGUUAGAUAUGCGUGAUCCAGAAUUUGCAGUCUCUUCUGUAAGAGAAUCUGAUGUUAUUCAUGCUGGAAAAAAAGAUAUCCCUUGUAUCUUUCGUAUAACUACUUCACUUUUAGAUCCACCUGGAGUCAAAAAUCAAACACUAAUGUUAGCCGACACAGAAAGUGAAAAAAAUAAAUGGAUUGUUGCUCUAAGUGAAUUACAUAGAAUCUUGAAAAGGAAUAAUUUACCCAAUACGACGGUAAUAUUUAAAGCAAAAGAACUCGUGGAUAAUACAAUUUCAAUUACCAAAAAUGCCAUGGCUAGUGCUAUAAUUGAUCCCGAUCGUUUAGUAAUAGGAACUGAAGAUGGUUUGUACUGUAUAGAUUUAGAUCAAUUAGAAAUCGCCAAAAUUGGAGAAGCAAAGAAAAUUUUUCAAAUAGAUUAUAUAGCAGAAGAGCAACUUAUUGUUGUAUUAUCUGGUAAACAAAGACAAGUUCGUUUAAUUCCAGUCCGUGCUUUAGAUGGAGAUGAUGUGGAAUGGGUUAAAGUAGUUGAAAGUAAAGGUUGUAUCACAUUUUGCACUGGGCUGAUGAAGAAGUAUCCUGGUAUGACAAAUCUUCAGUACUGUUUGUGUAUAGCUGUAAAACGACAGAAUACUUCUCAGGUGAUUAUUUACGAGGUAACCAGGACUAAAUUGAGGCAUAAGCGACUUAGAGAAAUAAUGCUACCAUCUCAAGCACAAAGUUUAACUGUAUUUACUGAUGGACGGUUAUGUGUCGGCUACCAUUCUGGCUUCAGUGUUUACCAUAUAACUGGAGAUCAUCAUCCAAUCUCUUUGGUACACCCUGAUAAUCACAUGAUGGGUUUCUUAUCAUACUCUGCAAUGGAUGCAAUCAAAGCAAUUGAACUUCCUAGAGGAGAAUUUCUUCUCAUCUUCCAAUCUUUAGGUAUUUUUGUAGAUUCUCAAGGUCGGAAAUCAAGAGACAGAGAAAUUAUGUAUCCUAGUGAUCUUAUUGAUGCUAGUUAUUGUGAUGGUCAUUUAUUGAUAUAUAGUGAAACCCAUAUAAAUAUAUUUAAUGCUGAUAGUGGUGAUUGGAUUCAAACUUUGAACUUAAGAAAUUCCCAUCCUAUUAAUAAUACUGGCUCAUUAACUGUGUGUUAUAUUGAUGACCUACCAUGUAUAAUAUACUUGUCCAAUGUACACCAAAGAGAACUAAUCAACAUCAGAUGGAGAGAUUUAACUGGCAGUAUGUCUAUUCCACGAACUAGAAGAAGGUUUUCAGUGCGUGAAGGACAAAAAGCAAUUAGAGGACCUGAUCGAAGGUCGAAAAUAAUAUCAGCUCCUACUAAUUUUAACCAUAUCAGUCAUAUGGGACCAGGAGAUGGUAUACAAAUUCAAAGAUUGCUUGAUUUACCUACAACUGUUGAAACUGCGGAUUCUAUGCCUCCAACUAAACCUCUUCAACCAUUUACUUCUACAACUAAUAAGCAUUCAUUUCAAAUUUCACGAAGUCCAUCGCAGCAACAUUCCACAUUGAGUGACAAGUUCAAAAUGGCAAGAGCAAAAUAUGUGAUUGACAUGACUCGUCAGUCACCUGAAGAAAGUAAAAAUUUAAUAUUACGAUCAGAUAUUAAUAAAACUGUUUAUCAUCCAAUUGUUGGAUCUACUGCAAAAAGAUCUUACAUAAAAAAGAAAACAAUACUCCCACCAAGAACACCAGAAUCUUUUGGAUCUAACUAUUCACACCAUCACUCAGAUACAGAUCUACCACCAAUGUCCCAUUCAUUAAAUCGCAGCAUUUCAUCUUUAAAUGAAUAUAAAGAUCAUCAGAUUGGUAGUUCAAGGCAUUCUGUAGCUUCAAACAACAGUAGUAAUACAAGUACUCCUCCAAGUCCAAAUCGUGAGCACGGAUCAUCUAGUUACGAUAGUUAAUAGUUAAAUAGUAUAAUACAUGUUUUUUUUUUAUCAAUAUGAUAGGUUAAACUAUUAUUAUAGGUAUAAUGUGUUAAUUAAUAAUGCUAUAGUGUACUAACACAUAAAUAAUUUUUUUUUAUUAAAAUUAUUGAUGGAUAUCUGACAUCAUUGUGCGAUCAAUUUUUUGAAAUUAUUAACUUGUGAAAACUAAUAAUGAAGUAACAUUUAAGGAUCUCUUUUUACU